GUUUAUCAGUGGCUCUGUGAGCACGGUGAGUGUCAGGGACUUACUGGAAAGCUUACCGGUCUUAUUUUCGAAUUAUUUACUGAGACAAUAACAAUUACGGAAUUAAAAAACCAACAAAUAAUUUGAUCGGAACAACGCUCUUUUCAAACUGCCCUGCAACUUGGUAAACAAGAAAAUAAAUGGAAGAUUGUAACUUAUAGAUUAAGCUCAUUUGUAGUUGGUAUAACUAACUAGUAAUGAGUAAAUAUUGAAGAAAGAUUUCUGAAUGGUUCUUCGUGCAUGGUGAAAAACGAUCGAGGAUGUAUUUGGAAUAUUUUCUGGUCAUUGCUUCUCUUUCAUUACGCUUAACGGAAGGUUCAGCUUUGCAUGGACACUGCCUCUCAAAUGAAGACUGUGGAACAAUUGAUACUUACUGUAAAAAUGAAGUCUGUGUAUGCAAAGAGAGUUUUGCAGUGUGGUACGACAGCUGUGUACAACUUGCCAGACCUAGAAUACCGUGUAUGAAGCGGCACGACUGCCAGAACGUCUUAGGAGUUAAAAGCAUGUGCACGAAGAAUUCGCUUUGUGCAUGCAAACCUUUUCAUCACUUACAUCACGGUCAAUGUGUGAAAAAUAGAGAUCUACAUGACAUCUGUGAGCAUGAUCAUCAGUGCUACUGUGGAGCAGAUUGCGAGGAUAAAAUUGCUUGUAUAGGACGAAAUUGUUCGUGUCGGCCUGGUCAUAAGCCAUACCGCAGCCGGAGAUGCAUAUAUGAUCCUGCCAAUCCACCUCCAUCUAGUUCAAACAACACAUAUCAUCUGAAGUCGAUGAUCUUCUCAUUGUUAGCAUCAAUAGUUAUACUGAAAAUAUUAUAAAAACUAAAUAUAUUUUUUAAAAUUUUUGUACAUAAUACAUGUGUAUUAGAACUAUUUUUAAGUAACAAAUAUAAUA
Molecule: messenger RNA, 930 nt
Organism: Anoplophora glabripennis (Asian longhorned beetle)
Lineage: Eukaryota; Metazoa; Arthropoda; Insecta; Coleoptera; Cerambycidae
Exons: 7
Coding region: 300-854 (184 amino acids)
Source: RefSeq, a predicted model, not a curated record